Populus euphratica (Euphrates poplar) is the source of this 760-nucleotide messenger RNA. Its product is annotated as protein EARLY RESPONSIVE TO DEHYDRATION 15-like. Bases 119 to 550 code for a protein of 143 amino acids. The transcript has 2 exons. The record is from RefSeq and is a predicted model, not a curated record. NCBI's taxonomy places the organism in Eukaryota, Viridiplantae, Streptophyta, Magnoliopsida, Malpighiales, Salicaceae.
UAGAAAAAUAUCAAAAAUAUCUCUUCUUAUCCUUAACAGCUCUUCUCUCUGCAUCUAGUAAUACCCACCACCCUUCACUCAUCUCUCUCUCUCUCUCGCAGCUUUAUUUCAAGUGGCAAUGGAGAUAAUGUCUCACAGAUCAGCAUCAACAUUAAAUCCUAACGCUCCGCUAUUUGUACCGCUGUCAUAUCGAACGGUGGAGGAUUUUUCCGACCAAUGGUGGGCCCUUGUCCAGUCCUCCCCUUGGUUCCGAGACUACUGGCUCGCAGAACGUUUCUAUGAUCCCGAAUCUGACCCUUCAUUCUCUGAUAUUUAUGAUUCUUUCCUCCCUGACGAUCUCUACUCUCUCUUCUUCGACGACCCAAUUUACGACACUAUCAAAGGAGAGGAGGAGGAGGUGAAGGGAUGUAACAAGGAAUUGGUUUCGCUUGGAGUGGUGAAGUGGAAAAGGGGUCGAGUUGAUCGUGCUCAGGCACCGAGGUAUUCGGAGAAGGCACCCAAGAUAGUGAGUGUGAAGCUGAGUCCAAGGACGAUUCAGCAACCGAAGUAGAGUUGUGUGACUCGGCAAGUUUGAGGAUAACCCAGUUGGUUGUUUUGUACAGAAUCGCUCUUAGACUUUGAAUUCUGUUCUAGCUGUUUCUUUUAUCUGGGUUUUUCAUGUUAUUGUGCAGAAAAAAGAAGGCGCUUUGUAGAAUCUUAGCUUUAUUCGGGAAUAAUGAAGCAAAUGAAAUCAUAAGCAUCUGAUUAAAUCCAGUUAUUU